GGAGCAGAUUUGUCUAAUGUCCUGCAGCUUAGAAACGUUUGUUUGUACGUGUUAUCCUAUCUGGGUUUUUUCAGAUCUGAGGAGGUUCGUAAUAUUAGAAUGAGUCAUAUUCGUUUUUUAAGAAGGGUUCAUGACUGUCAAAGUAGACAAAAGCAAGAUUGAUCAGCUUAGACAAGGUGACGAAGUGGUUAUUGCUCAAUCUGAGGGGAAUGUUUGCCCAGUUUUCUUACUCAAAGAGAAUGUGAAGAAAUUA
Porites lobata is the source of this 253-nucleotide messenger RNA. The record is from the annotation of a GenBank genome assembly. NCBI's taxonomy places the organism in Eukaryota, Metazoa, Cnidaria, Anthozoa, Scleractinia, Poritidae.